UCGAUGUUUUCGCAUCUCUACAGGUUCUUGAGAAAAAAUUGUGUAUUAUUAAAGCUAAACCAAUAAUUUAUAUAUUUAAUAUAUUUUAAAAUAACGUUUGGCAGAAUGAAAUGAGAGUGUUAUCUCAUAUAAUUUUGGUUAAGAUGUAUUAACAUUUUCCGCUACAGUUUAAUAAUUCGGUGAAUGUAUGUACAAAAGUAUGAACAUAUGUACAUAUUAAUGAAAUGUGAAAUUGUGUUUUUGUACUAUAUUCUGAACGUUUAUUCGGUAACGAAUUAUUAUUAAUUAUUUGGAAUGAUUCUAUAAAGCAACAUUCAUUAUAUGCAAACAUUCAUACAUACAUAUGUAACUUACUAAGAAAAUAAAUUAAGAUAAAGCCCACACAAUAAUUCAGCAGUUUAAAUAAAAAAUAAGUAUUAUUGACCAGAAGUUUAAAAACACUAUUCCAUCCAAAAAUGCAAACUUCUGGUUGAAAUUAUAAUGCUAUUUUAAACCAAAACAACCAAUGAAAAAAUAAAUAACGAAAAAUAUCUCGGAUAUCGGUGUAUGUACAUAUGUUUGUGCAUAUGUACGUAUGUAUGUAUGUAUACCUGAAUACUAUGGUUGGUUCAUUGAAGAAAAUCUAUCAUAUUGAACUGUGUGGCAAAAAGUCAAUUCGGAUUACUGCUGCUACCGGUGAAAGCUUUUUAGACGAAAAACUAAUCCUCAAGUCACCAAAAGCCAAUUCUUCGCCUCCAUCUAUAAUGUCUAUACCUCAGCUUAAGGUCCAGCACAUGAUUAACCGAAACUCGACGGCCAACCCGGCUGGUGUUACUACUCAAACUAAUACCCAUAAUGCAAGCCAACAUCAAGGGUGUCGAGGCGGCAAGCGGCAGGUUCAAUAUUUCAGCAGGAGCUAUGGCUCAUCGGCUUUGCUUUAUAAUCGGCAAGAAGAUAUGCAGCCGGAAUUGUCAGAUCCAGAUACAAAUUCGCUUGUCAGCAAUAUUCAUUUACAUCAGCGCAGUUCGACUUCCGAUGGCUUUGAGCUUUCAGCCUCUAUUCAAGCCAUAUCGCUGCCAAAUGCCGUGACCAGUUUAACAAAAACGGAGGUUCCCAAUUUAAGUUUAAGCACUACUAUCUCAAGCAGCUGCAGUAAGGCUAAGGCACAAACUGAACCCAUAGUGGAUGAGAGUCCCCAACCAAUGGAGAAUCAAAGCUAUUUAUUUCACGAACAAAUCAUCAUGUCUGGCCAGCAGAAGAGUGCAUUGCAGGAUAAGCCAAAAGUUCUUGUUGUUUCGCCCCAGCAAGUUAUGAUCUUGUAUAUGCAUAAGCUAACUCCCUACGAACGAACAGAAAUACUAGCCUAUCCCCAGAUAUAUUUUAUUGGGGCGAAUGCCAAGAAGCGUCCCGGCGUAUAUGGACCCAAUAAUUCGGAUUAUGAUAAUGAACAAGGUGCUUAUAUACACGUCCCACACGACCAUGUGGCGUAUCGUUAUGAGAUGUUGAAAAUAAUUGGUAAGGGCAGCUUCGGGCAGGUGAUAAAGGCCUAUGAUCAUAAAACCCACGAACAUGUUGCUCUUAAAAUUGUGCGCAACGAGAAGAGGUUUCAUCGUCAGGCACAGGAGGAGAUUCGAAUUCUUCACCAUUUGCGGCGUCAUGAUAAAUAUAAUACAAUGAACAUUAUCCACAUGUUCGAUUACUUUACAUUUCGCAAUCAUACUUGCAUCACUUUUGAGCUUCUUAGUAUCAAUCUUUACGAAUUGAUUAAAAAGAACGGGUUUAAAGGCUUCAGCCUUCAAUUGGUGCGCAAAUUUGCUCAUUCUUUGCUGCAAUGCUUGGAUGCUUUGUAUAAGAGCGACAUUAUCCAUUGUGAUAUGAAGCCGGAGAAUGUUUUACUUAAGCAACAAGGUCGUUCCGGUAUAAAGGUGAUUGACUUUGGUUCGUCGUGUUUUGAAAAUCAACGAAUCUACACAUAUAUCCAGUCACGUUUCUAUCGCGCUCCCGAAGUUAUAUUAGGCUCAAAAUAUGGCCGAGCCAUUGAUAUGUGGUCAUUGGGUUGUAUUUUAGCAGAGUUGCUAUCGGGGCAUGCCCUAUUUCCGGGCGAAAAUGAAAGCGAUCAACUGGCGUGCAUUAUUGAAGUGUUGGGAAUGCCAAAUAGGAAUAUAUUAGCCAGUUCGAAGAGAUCAAAAUCAUUUUUUAGCCCAAAGGGAUAUCCCCGCUACUGCACUGUUCGCACCAUGUCCGAUGGUAUGGUGGUUCUAAUCGGUGGUCAGUCCCGCAGGGGCAAGCCACGCGGUCCACCUUGCUCCAAGAGUUUAUCUAAGGCGCUGGAUGGAUGUAAAGAUCCGCUGUUUCUUAAUUUUAUACGCGGUUGCCUAGAAUGGGAUGCAGAAAAGCGAUUGACACCAUCAGAAGCGUUGAAGCAUCCUUGGCUGCGCCGUAGACUGCCCAGGCCGCCUAGCACUACAAGUGGCGGUUGUAACACGAGCGGAAAUCAGUCCCCAGUAACAGGUGUCAAUAAAGGGUCCGCAAAUGAAGUAACAAAUAUAAAUUCCUCAACAUCCGGUACAUCCAUUUCGUUAUCCAUUGAAAGGGACAACGAAAAUAGUCAUUGCGAUUUAAAGCUCACGAAACUGGCCAACUUAAAUGUCAACGAAGGCGAAUUAAUAACAAAAAAAGAUACAGAUAUCUUGGCAGAAGGUUUAAGAAAAGCAUGCGUUAAUGAUAUCUCCACACGAUUAUUAUUACCUUCAACAACAACAACGUCAGCGCAUUCAGCGGAUUCUGGUGAAACAUCUAGAUUUUAUCCAGCUUCUAUGCCAUAUUUACCGCAUUUGAUGAACAAUAAUGGAAUGAAUAGACUCACUGGCUCCCUAAACAGCUCGGCCAACUCUCUCCUCCAACUAGAGAAUGUCACAAAUUUGGAUAUCUUGCAAGAUUACUCCUCGACCUCAAGCACGCCCAAUUUAAAAACAAAAGAUGCUGGAUCUGGAUAUGCUUUAGAUACAGCUAAUGAGUCUUUGGCUAACCUAGCUAGUAGUGGUUAUGUCUUGGAUAAAUCUAUUAAAAUUAUUAGUGGUAACUCUAACCUAACAAAUAUAAGAAAUGAUAUGUAGCCAAUUCCUGAAAAUAUCAUACAAUUUGCCAUUUUAAAGAUCAUAAAAAGCUUAAUUUGAUUUAUUAUUUAAAAAAGGCACUGCCAGUAUAAAAGUGAUACCAAACUAAUAAAUUAAACAUCAAGUCAAGUCGCACACAUAAAUACUAAAAAAACAAAGAUCUCACAAGGAUUAAAAUUUACAAAUUUAAGUAUGAUUGCAUUUUUAUUACAAAACAAAAAAUUGCUACAUACAUGUUACACACAGUUUGGGUUAUAAUGUUGCAUAAAGAACCUAACUUAAUCAAAUAAAUAAAAAUAUUUAUAUAUAUAUAUAUAUAUAUGAAUAAAUAUGUAGAAGAAUUUACCAUACACUGCUAAUGCUAAUGCAAUUCUGAUAAGUUUUCGGGUUUUUAAAGAUUAAAAAGCUUCUAUAUAGGUUGAAUAUGUCAAUAAAAUCAUAAAAUCAUUUUAAAGCAAGGGUCCUAAACAAUUCCAUUUUCCAUUUUAUAUCAACAUAAAUUUAUAAAUAAAUAAUAAAACAGACCUUAGAAAAAACGCUAUAAUGGAGCAUUCUAAUGUCUGCCAUCUUUCCUUUUUUAAUUGGAAGGAUCUGUAUUAAUUUAAGUUAAUUGUAAAGUCCCCUUCAAGAUAUGAAUAGGAACGGCUUUAAAAUGUAAUUUGUAGUAAACAAAAAAAGCCUUAUAUCAAUAUCUGAUUGCAUGCUAAUUACCAAUAAAAAGUAACUUAAAAGAAAAACUAUAAAUAAAAUUUACAAAAGAUGA
Molecule: messenger RNA, 3858 nt
Organism: Drosophila kikkawai
Lineage: Eukaryota; Metazoa; Arthropoda; Insecta; Diptera; Drosophilidae
Gene: Dyrk3
Product: Dual-specificity tyrosine phosphorylation-regulated kinase 3
Biological process (GO): peptidyl-serine phosphorylation; peptidyl-threonine phosphorylation
Cellular component (GO): cytoplasm; cytoskeleton; nucleus
Molecular function (GO): protein serine/threonine/tyrosine kinase activity; ATP binding; protein serine/threonine kinase activity
Source: RefSeq, a predicted model, not a curated record